Ceraceosorus bombacis is the source of this 2639-nucleotide messenger RNA. Lineage: Eukaryota; Fungi; Basidiomycota; Exobasidiomycetes; Ceraceosorales; Ceraceosoraceae. The record is from the annotation of a GenBank genome assembly.
AUGGACGCCACGCUCAAUACAGCGCAAGCUGCUGAUCAGACGGACACACUGUCGCCUAGAGAUGCACAGCUUUCCCAGCAUGAUCACCAGCAAAGGUUCGGAUUGCUGAGUAUUGUGGGAUUAGCAUUUGCCGUGCUCAACAGUCCUACCGGUGAGUUUGGCUCGGUCGUAUGAGUGCGGCAGGACAAGACAAGAUGAAGGUGGUGAUACGUGACACCUUUGGUGGUCUCGGCUCGCUCUCUAGAAGCCGCAUGUCCAUCCUGCAAGCGCUCAAGCUGCCUUCUUUCACCAUCACCCCUGUAUCUUCACUUUUGCAUCGUAUACGAUCUACGCAGCCAUGUCCGCCUCCCUAUCCGUCGUGCUACCUUCCGGUGGACCCGUCUCUGUGAUUUGGGGUCUCUUCCUAUCCUUUCUCGGCGUCUUCUCCGUCGCGCUCUCGCUAGCCGAGUUGUGUUCCGCCGCUCCGACUCCCGGGGGCCCGUAUCACUGGGUCUGGUUGCUUUCGCGCAUCAACGACUCGAGGGAAGAUGGUGCGGCAGCUGGAAGAGGGAGGACGGCAUCGUUGAGAUUGACUUAUGCGACGGGAUGGAUCGCUACGGCGGGAUGGAUCUGUCUGGCUGCUACCACCUCCUCCCUAGCCGGUACUUUGAUUGUAGGAGCUAUCGCCUUGAACAAUGCCAACUAUCAAGAGCAGAGUUGGCACGUCUUCCGUGAGUCGGGCGAGUCAAGGUACACGCUGAGUGCUAGCGAUGCAAGCACCGAGUUGGGCUUCGAGACGCGGCUACUGCCCCUUGCGAUUUUUGCCUCACCUCAUUGAACCUACUACUCUGUCUGGCUUGUCCUCUGCAUGCCUCAUCUGAUCGCCUUGCAGUCAUCUACGUCGCUUUUGCCAUCGGAGCUUGGUUCGUGAAUGUCUUUGGAGCGAAAACUUUGGAUCCGAUCAACCGUGCGGCCCUGAUCGUGAGUCGGGGAAUGAGUGUAACACGUGGUCGCCUCGCACCUCGAUUGACCGUGCUUCCUCUUGUCCAUCAAGUGGUCCCUACUAGGCGUCUUUCUGAUCUUGGUGACGACGCUUUCCGUCUCCUCUCCCGUAUACCAGCCCGCCUCGUUCGUGUUUGGAAAUUUUGCGAACAGGACGGGAUGGCCCGACGGCGCAGCUUGGAUCUUGGGAUUGUUGCAGAGCACCUUCGGACUGGUCGGGGUGGAUGGCGUUAGUCACUUGGUGGAAGAAUUGCCUCGACCUCAUAGGACCGCGCCGCUGGCCAUGAUUCUUGGUGAGCAGUAGCGUGUGGUGGGGCGACGCAUGACGAGAAGGGCGUGUUUUUGCGCACACUUGCGACGGCUUGAUAUGCUAAUGCUUGCUUGCUUGCUUUUCGCUCGUCCUCAUCCCCGAUGCAGCACCCAUCAUUGGAUUUCUGAGCGCCUUGGCCAUCCUCAUGACCUUUUUGUUCGUCCUUCGAGACUUUGACGCCGUGGUGGAUUCAUCAGCGGGUCCCUUGCUGGAGAUCAUCUACCAAGCAUUAGGCGGACGAGAUGUGGCCAAUCCCUCUCGGGCCAUAUUAGCAGGCAGUACAGCACUGUACGUCUUGCCCAUCAUUUCGAUGGCGUUUGCAGCCAUUGCUAUUCUGUGCGCUUCUUCGCGACAGACGCAAUCGUUCGCGAAAGAUCGAGGAUUCCCGAAGUUGUUCUCCGACCACUUGGCGAAAGAGGAUGAGAGGACAGGCACGCCUAUUUGGAGCAUCACCUUUUCUACAGCUUGGGUCAUCAUCUUUGGAUGCAUCUUUUUGGGAAGCGAGACGGCGCUCAAUUCUAUUUUGAGCGCUAGUGUAGUCUUGCUGCAAAUUAGCUACAUUUUGCCAAUCGCGUUGGUGUUGACCAAAGGAAGGAAUUGUAUAGAUGGGAUACAGCAACGUGUGCUCUUGCCACAGAGCAUCGCGCGAUCCAUCAGUGAGGUAUCGCAAGAUCAGGAGAAGGGUAACUUCCAGCAUAAGCAAAUGGCAAGUGUUAUCACAGCUGGUCGAGAAUCGCUUCACUUGUCAUAUCGAGGCGCUCGACACUUUAACCUCGACAAUGUCAGAAUCUCAUCCCUCUUCAGCAGUAAAAAAGCUGACAACGUCCUUGAGAAGAUUGCAAAAGGACAACAAACACGUUGGUUGGCCAUCAUCAUCAACGUCUGGUCCAUCAUCUUCAGUUCCGUCACCACCGUCUUCUUCUUCUUCCCUAGCGAAUUACCCGUGAGCGGGUCGAAUAUGAAUUACGUCGGUAAGCAUCGCUUUCCUUUCCAUUCUUCUCUUUCUCGCCUCUCGCCCGCACGUACGCCGCACAAGAAUGAUGAUCCCGAUCAUCUCUUACCCUCGACCAUCCCUUCAUCAGUGGUCGUGACGUCCAUCGUCGUUCUCCUCUCCCUCUCCAGCUGGCUCAUGGAUGGACGCAGACAUUACGACGGACCUCUAUCCGCCGAUUUGCUCUCCUUCUCGCCCUCACAUCUCUCUCAAGAUGCUGAUCGGCAAGACGUGCGCACGAGCGACAAGCACGAUAGUCCGAAAGAAGAGACGAAGCUGAAAGAAGGCGGCGGCGGCGGUGGCGGGCCGACUUUGAAUGGCGCAGAGCCGCAGAUCAGGGAUUCAAAUUACGAGUAG